CUGUUCCGGGACAAGUCGCUCUCCGGCCGUGAGGACUCGAUGGCUGCCGUUCUCCUGAGGCCCCGCGCGGCCUGGGCCGUGUCCCUGUCGGUGUCGGCGCGCGGGCUCGGGGCCGUGGGCGCCCCACGCGCGGCAGGAAUUCAUACAGGUUCCCAACGCAAACGCCGCUAUGGUCUCUUGUCUUACAUACUUGGGGAGAGAACCACCAAGAAACUCACUGAGAGAAGCAAAGUGGUGACUGUGGAUGGCAACAUAUGUUCUGGAAAAAGCGAACUUGCAAAACACUUAGCGGAAAAACUAGGUUUGAAACACUUUCCUGAAGUCGACGUACAUUAUGCCGAGAAGAACUCAGGCGAUGGAACGAUCCUGAGUUUAGAGCUGGGCGGCAACUGCAGUUUGGAGAAGUUUUAUGAUGAUCCCAGGAGUAAUGACGGUAAUGCUUAUCGCCUGCAGUCCUGGCUCUACGCUAACCGCCUUCUGCAGUAUUCUGACGCCCUGGACCACCUGCUGAGCACAGGACAAGGCGUAGUUCUGGAGCGCUCCAUCUUCAGCGACUUUGUCUUCAUGGAGGCCAUGUUCAAGCAAGGAUUCAUCCGAAAACAGUGCGUGGAGCACUACGAGGAGAUCAAACGUCUCACCGCCCCGCAGUAUUUGCCUCCUCACCUGGUUAUAUAUGUUGAUGCACCUGUUCCCGAGAUCCUGAAGAAGAUUCAGGAGAAAGGAAAUGCCCACGAAAAGAAGAUCACAGCCGCCUACCUGCAGGACAUUGAAGAUGCCUACAAGAAAACCUUCCUUCCAGAAAUGAGUAAAAAUUGUGAGAUUUUACAAUAUACAGCAAAGGAAGCGAAGGAUGUGGACAAGGUUUUGGAAGAUUUCGACUAUGUCAAGUUUGAUAAAGGUCCUUGGCUGGAGCAAGAUGACCGUUCUCUCCACCACUUGAGGAAGCUGGUCCAGAAUAAGUACGAAGUAGUGAAUUACACAACCAUUCCGGUCUACCUCCCGGAGACCACCAUCGGAGCUCACCAGUGUGAUCGCCUCUACCACCAGUUCAGAGAGCUGAAAGGUCACAGAUACAGUCCAGGCUAUAAUGCAGACGUGGGGGACAAGUGGAUCUGGCUGAAGUGAAGUGAAGCCUUUCUCCCUUGGAGCAGUUACAGGCCCUGACAGUACACGAGCCAGUCACCUCAAAAAUGAGCCUCCAGUUACGGGAUGGAAGAAGAGAAUGGCCUCACCGAGAACGGGCUGCUUGUGGCACCCCUAUGAGCUUUCUCCUUGGAUCCCUAGCAAUAUUGGUUAAAGCCAGAAGUUCCCAAAACUGGUUGGUAGGACCAGAAAUACCUUUCUUCCAUUGCCUUGGGCUCUGGCCCCUGUAGGGUCUGUAUUUUGCUUCCUUCGACUUCGGAGAAAUAAAACCUUUUCUGUGGAACUCCCUGAA
Vombatus ursinus (common wombat) is the source of this 1435-nucleotide messenger RNA. Its product is annotated as NADH dehydrogenase [ubiquinone] 1 alpha subcomplex subunit 10, mitochondrial-like. Gene Ontology annotation, biological process: mitochondrial electron transport, NADH to ubiquinone. Lineage: Eukaryota; Metazoa; Chordata; Mammalia; Diprotodontia; Vombatidae. The record is from RefSeq and is a predicted model, not a curated record. The coding region runs from base 40 to 1125 and encodes 361 amino acids. The transcript is spliced from 10 exons. Gene Ontology annotation, cellular component: cytoplasm.